Lactuca saligna is the source of this 585-nucleotide messenger RNA. Lineage: Eukaryota; Viridiplantae; Streptophyta; Magnoliopsida; Asterales; Asteraceae. The record is from the annotation of a GenBank genome assembly.
AUGGCCAGUACUGGUAUCUCUCACAUAGGAACGGUGAAAUCCAAACUAACCAUUCAAAUCAUAGCUAUGCUUGUUCGGAUGUACCACAUUGAUACCAAAUUCCACCCUUGGUUGUCGGAGGCCCACGAUGCUAUUAUUGACGCUUCCGAAGGCUUCGUGGGGGUUUACUGUGUAUUCUUCAAGUCUGGGUUGUGUCUCCCUACUUUUGAUUUCCUCAAAACCGUCUCCUUCUCCCUUCGUCAUGGCUUGGUGGAGCUAUGCGAUGGCCUUCCCACUUCUAUCAAAUACUGGAAAGAAGAGUUCUUUUUCGUUCACUCCUUUUCCUUUUCAGGACCUAUGGAGUAUGGUGCAGCUGUUGACAGGGUUGUCGACCCCACCCUUGAACUCUCGCCUGAUGAACUGUUGAUAACGAAUAGGUUGGAGAGCAACUUUGUUCGGUGGGCAGUUCCUGAUGAAGUGGUGUUGGGUAUGGCGGGCAUGAGUCCUCAUUGGAGUCGUUUAGGUAAGAAGCCUGUGGAAAUGUUUGAGGGGGAAAAACAUAACCCUUAUCGAUUGUAUUCAUCGAAAGCACAACGUGAACCCUGA